UGUUAGGAAUUUGGCUGAAGUCCAAAACACCUGGAGGGCACAAGUUUGACCAUACCUGGUAUAGAUGCAUCUGGUGGUUUUUUGUUUUGUUCUCAAUCUGGCGGUUGUAGGGGGGGUGUUAGAGGGGUCGUGGGAGUUAUGUGUGUCAAGAUUGGUUGAAGUCCAUCGUUGGUGGAGUUCAGGAUGCUCUUUGAUUGUAGGUGAACUAUAAAUCCCAGCAACUACAACUCCCAAAUGUCAAGGUCUAUUUCCCCCAAACUCCAGAAUUGUUCAAAUUUGGGCAUAUUGAGUAUUCAUGCCAAGUUUAGCUCACCAAAUCUUUCUAGUAUUUUCUGUUGGCCAUGGGAGUUCUGUGUGCCCAGUUUGAUUCAAUUCCAUUGUUGGUGGGGAUUCGGAAUACUCUUUUGAUUGUAGAUGAACUAUAAAUCCCAGCAACUACAACUCCCAGAUGACAAAAUCAAUCCACCCCCAACCCCACCAGUAUUUAAAUUUGGGCGUAUCCGAUAUUUGUGCCAAAUUUGGUCCAGUGAAUGAAAAUACAUCCUGCAUAUCAGAUAUUUACAUUACGAUUCAUAACAGUAGCAACAUGACAGUUAUGAAGUAGCAAUGAAAAUAAUGUUAUGGUUGGGGGUCACCGCAACACGAGGAACUGUAUUAAGGGGCCGUGGCAUUAGGAAGGUUGAGAACCACUGUUCUAGAGGGAUAGGGUCAUCAAUAGUCAUCAUCAACCACCUUGAAAAGUAACAUGACUUUUUUUUUUAUAUCUCACUAGCUGUGCCCGGCCACGCGUUGCUGUGGCAUUGUCUGGUGGUGUUGGUGAGAAAUUGUUGAGGUAGUGGUGGUAUUGAAUGUCUGUUGUAUGGUUGUCUUUAUGUUUAGUAUGCACACUGAAGUGGAUUAUAUGGCAGUGUGGAGUCAAGAUAAUCCAGUUCAAAGCAGAUAAUAUAAGAUUCUAAAUGGGUUAUAUAGCUGUGUGGAAGGGCCUUGAGUCUACACUGCCAUAUAAUCCAGUUAAAAUCUGAUAAUCUGUGGAAGAGGCCUAAGUGAGGCCUAACUGUGCCUGUCCCCUGGGCUGAGUAGGUUGCUAGGAGACUAAGUGGGCGGAGCUUUGCCUUCAAACUGGCAGCAAUUGGAUAAAAACUGUUAUUCCUCUCCCUGUAAUUAGGACUUUAUUUUUCUUUUCUUUUUGUUGUAUCAACCUUGAGGCGUGGAUGAUGGGUUGUGUUGUCAAAUUUCGAGGUUGGGGGGCCUGUACUUUUAUUGUUUUGUGAAUUGCCGUGAUGCCAUCACUCUUUUAUAUAUAUAGACUAGCUUGGGGGACCCGGCGGUGCCCGGGUUGUUAGAACAGUGGUUGUCAACCUGUGUGCCCCCAGGUGUUUUGACCUACAAGUUCCAGAAAUUCCAGCCAGUUUACCAGGUUUUAGGAUUUCUGAGAGUUGAAGGCAAAAACAUCUGAGAAUCACUUCAUUAGAAGAAGAUAUUUUUUUUUUGUUUUGGGUUGUUAGGUAAUAUUACUGAAGUGUGGUUCAGUACUGGCUGGCUUCGUGCCGUCUGGAUAAUAGUGAACUACAACUCCCAGAUUCCCAGAGCAAUCACCUCCACACCCUGCCAGUAUUCACAGUUGGCCAUGUUGGGUCUUUGUACCAAGUUUGGUCAAGAUCAGAUGUCAGCUGGGUUCAGAGCUUUCUGGAUGUAGGUGAACUCUAACUUCCAAAAUCAAUGUCAAUUCCACUACCCCCUCCAGUAUGUUCAGUUGGUUAUGGGGAUUCUCUGUGCCAAGUUUGGUCCUGAUCCCUUGUUGAUGGGGGGUCAUUGUUUCUCUGGAUGGAGGUGAACUAUAGCUCCCAAAAUCAAGGUCCAUUCCCACUACCCCCUGCAGUAUGUUCACUUGGUCAUGGGGCUUCUCUGUGCCAAAUUUGGUCCCAGUCUAUUGUUGGUAGGGGUCACAGUAUCAGUGAAGGUACUGCAAGUCCCAUCAUCCAUGGCCAGUGUGGUCCAGAUGUAUUGUUGGUUGGGUUAACAGUACUCUCUGGAUGUAGGCAAAGUACAACUCUUGUAAAUCAUGGUGUGAAUUUUCCCCAAACGUCUCUAAUAUAUUCAGUUGCUGAUCAAUUCCUCUGUUAACUGUGUGCCAUAGGAAAGGGUAGGAAAGAGUUAAGGUAGAGGUGGUGGGCGGGGUCAUGCAAAGUAAGGAACCUUGGGAUGUCCAUUCUGGAGGAGAAAACAGAACGUCUAGGAUGAGAUUGUCCCCGCAUGAAAGCUUUCACUUGCGCGGGGGACACAAUGGUGUUUGUGGAGGACACAGGCAGGGUUUGGGCUGCACGUUCAUGGCACUCACUAUAACCUGUAAAGUCAGGUGAGGAAAUGACUUGGUGGCUCCAUAGCAUUGGGAACUAUAGUCUGUUUGUGGAGGCAAGAGGCUGUCUGUGUGAGCAGACACUUGUGCCACAUACACACAUACAGAUUUUUCACUUUUAUUAUCUGUAUAUAAGGAUAGAAGAUAGAUGAUAGAUAGAUAGCUAGAUAUCAAAGAAUCUUCCAGUUAGCAUCACCAAUGGAAGUUCUAGCCCAAGAAAAAUAUCAUCUUCUAGCUGUGGGCUAUUGUCUAGAAAAGGUUUGGGGCAGAAACAGUGUGCAAUAGGCCCUAAUAUUCUCCUAAUAAGGAGUUAAGGUUCCUGUCUAUAUAUCUGGCCGUAGUGUUGCAGCCAGGAGUGGUGCUGAUGUGAUGUCAUGCUCAGCACAUGCAUUGUGAACUCUCUUUAUGUGUGAGCUAUGGCGUAGCAUUGUCAUCUAGUCAAGCAUUGCACAUCCAAUGUGUCGUUGAAGGCUUUUAUGGCCGGAAUCACAAGAUUGCUGUGUGUUUUCCGGGCUGUAUGGCCAUGUUCCAGAAGCAUUCACUCCUGACGUUUCGCCCACAUCUAUGGCAGGCAUCCUCAGAGGUUGUGAGGUAUAAGAUGUGGGUGUAACGUCAGGAGAGAAUACUUCAGGAACAUGGCCAUACGGCCUGGAAAACACACAAAAACAUUGCACAUCCAGUUACACUUUCUGAUACAGUGCUUAUUCACUACCAACUGGGAAUGUGCAAGCAGCAGCCACAUUCACGGGGAUGUACUUGGCUACACAACAUCAUCCUUCAGCACAAGGUGGCGCAGCUCGAGAGUUGCUUUGCGAUGAGUGCAGUUUUACUCUAUGGAUCCUUUAGUGAGAUAUCAGUUAGGUUGUCCCUUUCUAGACUGUCCUGUUCUUUAAAGAUACAGGAGGCGAUGUCUCUGUUCUAGUUAAGACAAUGACCGGAACUCUGUUGUCGUCAGUGACCUUUAUGUGUGAGGUUUUACUCUGGGACAAUUGCACAAUGGCCGUAUUAAUUCACAGCUACCCAUUGGCAUGGAAGGGUUGACUUGCAUCAGUGACCUUUCUGCAUUUGCUUUGCAGUUUGAGGCUGGGAAAAGAGAGGAGGAAUGAGAAGAGUCAGGGCAACAAAUGCCUCUGUUGCUGACCUGUGUGCAUGAGUUCCCAUUGUGAUUAGAGAGGAGGUUUGUGGAAGAAGCCAAGAAAGGCUGCAGGAGGCAGCAGCUCAAAGAGGGAAAGGGAGAAGACACGGGGCUUCUUCCACCAUGCCGCCAUUGCGUCGUCCUCGCUUUCUAGUGAGUGAACAUCAGAAAAGUCAAGGUCGAAAGCAGUGCAAAGGGUUUGGCAACUGUUCUGACGACCAAAUCUCCAUCACUUUAUCUUUAACCAGCGAAGAAAGGUCUCUUGCUUCCAGUGUGGAAUCCUAUUCAGGUCUCUCUGAGUUCUCCUUCAGCAGCUCAGAGUAUAGCAGCACAGAAUCCAUCAUAGUCAGCAGAAGGCGCAAGAAAAAGGCACAGAGAAAGCAGAGAAGAAGCAGGUCCAAGCGCAUCAUGUGCAAACAAGGUGGAUGCAACGAGGCCCAGCAGGCCCUAUUUGAAGCCAUGCCAAUUCCCUUUAUGGAGGAGGAGGUGAUCGCAAAAUUAGAGUCUCACUGCAUGGUCAAGAGAACACAGCACCUGAUGGGACUGCCCUCGACUCUGCUCCGGUCCCUCAGGACCUUCAUGCCUCCUGCUCCAGACCUUGCUUCCCGGCGUCGUCGGAAAGAAACAGAAGUAUUACUGAGGGUUAAGGCUCCCUCCUUUCUGGCAAAGGAGACCAUGAAUAAACUGGAGCGGCACUUGAAGAAAAUGAUUCUGCAGAAGGCUUGGCGGCUGCCAGGAACUGUGCAAGAGGCUGUCCGGCACUUUGAGUCCAGGGAGGAGAAGGCUCCUUGGACCAUCUCUGUUCAGGACAGAAGGGAAAGACUGUCCACCAGAUCUGAAACCCUGGACUCCAAGACCGCUUGGGCUUGUAGAGGACACCUCCAGGCCCAUAUGAUGAAGACAUCCAUCUCAAUGAGACAAGAGUACCUCCCUGUGCAGAUCGAUGCAGGAUGCAGGCACCUGCUCCUGCCCAGGCUUAUUCCCCCCGGUCAGAGCUACCUUCAGCAGAGGAGCAGCCUGUGCGUGAGCCUUCGGGGGAAAGCGGAUAUUGUGGAGAUGAACAUCAAGUGCAAACGCCUUCACUUCUUGUGGGGUCUCCCAACCAUCCAGAUGCAGUCCCUGGCCAAGAUGGUGCCCAGACCCCCUCUUCUCCCAGCUACAUGGCCCUCUCGGGCACCUACCCACCGUGAGUUUCGCCGCAUCGAACCCUCCUUCAUAGCCCCCAAAGAGAGGCAGGAUUUGGAGGACCAUGUCCUCAGGAAGAGGCUCCAGCACCUCUGGGGACAGCCUGGCCUCGUUCAAAGGUCUCUGAAGAGGCUCCUGUUGCCUGUCCCGGCAUCAUGGCCCCGCUCGGCCCCCAUGACUACUGCCCAGUGGGAAAUGCAGAUAGGCAUUAGCAUCAUUGACAUCCCUUUCAUCCAGCGGGAAGUGAAGGGACGCCUUGAGGUCCACCUCAGAAGGAAGAUUAUAGAGAGGUAUUGGGGUCGACCCAGGAGAGUAUUGGAGGCCCUGAAGAUGUUCUCCCCCAUCUCUCCUCCACCCAUGAAGGGAUUCAGAGAGGAUGGAGGGAGCUUUGUGUUAACUCGGCAAAGCUCCAUGAAGAUGUCUUCCCUAACAAUGCAGAGAUUUUCUCAGAAGCCUGCAGCCCCUUCAAUGAAACCCUGGGAAAGGAAGAUACUCGAAGUCCACUUGGCCAAGAAGGCUGUGGAGAUCCAGCUGGGCAGAAUUCCUCUGGCAGCACAGCAACCUUGCAAAGAAGCCCCUCGGGCGCUCCCCAAAAGAAUUCCUCCUAGAAGGAGGUCUCUGCAGCCAAGGUCCCGGGAGCUCCUCUUUGUGGACCGGGCCGCGCUGGACCGCAUCCAGCUUAACAUUGUGCACAAAGAGGUGGCCUACCGAUGGGGGCUGCCUACCAUAUACCACAAGUCCCUUGCCCAACUGCUCCAGGGUGCUGCCUUCCCAGUGACCUUUGGCACUCUCUUCCCCAGAAGGCAGGGCAGGCCCAGCUUCACUGCCCGGGAGACCCCUUUCAUUAAUGCGGAAUCCCGGAAUCUUUUGGAGCAGCAUGUGAGGAGCAAGGCCUUGCAACACACAUGGGGCCUCCCAAGGCUAAUCCAGAGAUCUCUCCGGCGCCUCCUUCCAGACACUGCCCGUAUUUGCCCCCAGAAGACCAAAUACAGGGAACGGGUGGCUGUUCGCCUGACUGAGCUCUCCUUCAUCAGCAAAGACACUCAAGCCUUGCUGGAGAAAAACGUGGCCCAGAGGGUCAUCCAUAAGCAGUGGGGUUUGCCCACAAGGGUCCUCAAUUCACUCAGGUUGCUGUUCCCAGAAACCAGAAGAAGCACCUUCCUUGAAGGGAGGAGGAUUGGGGAUGCAGCCUUACAUCAGACCAGGUGUUGCCACAGACUAAAGGAUGCAGUCUUGGCGACCUUGAGGUGCCAUUUGACGAAGAAGUCUUUGGAAAUCCAUCUGGGAUCUUUCCCUCUCAUCAUCACCAUCUCCUGGCAAUGCACUUUGAUGACCCUGAGGCGGUCUCUUCCGAAGCUCAUUCGUCCUGGGGUUAGGCCACUGGAACCUCGUAUCCCCUCCCACUUAUUCGGCCUACAGGAGAUGGGCAGGAUUGAAUUAAAUGUACGGUGUAGACGCUUGGAGUCCCUCUGGGGACUGGGGACAAAGUAUGUCAAGGCUAUUGCUGGGAUGGAGGCACCCAGGAUGCCUUUUGCUCCACUCCGGACAAGAGGAGCCAUCCUUGAAUUUGAAGGCACAGAAAUACGCUUCCUACAGAGGACCUCCAAGGAGAUUAUAGAACAACAUGUGAAGAAGAAGAGGGUGCAGCACGAGUGGGGACUUCCUACUCUUGUGCAAAGAUCUCUCCGGGGCCUUAUGCAAGAAACGCCCUCCAUGCCUCAUGGUCCUAAGACUUUAACUCAAACCUUUGUGACAUCAAAGGAGCUGCUUUUCCUGCCAAAGCGUGUCUGCCACCACCUGGAGAUCCACAUCCAGAAAAUGAAGCUGCAGCACCACUGGGGUCUACCCCAGAGAAUCCUCGAAGCUACCAAAACCUUCCUCCCUCUUUCUCCCCCAAGAAGGGCUCCAAUUCCUCAGAAGAUCAAGAGAAAGGAGUCAGUGAAGGCAGUGUCCCGCAUCAGAGAAGAGAAGGUGGACCAUGGAAGGUGGACACUGGACAACAAGAAACCCCUGCAAAGCCAAAGCAGUCUGCAUGACCGCUUGAGGAGGAGUCCUCUUGAGACCCAUCUGAAGAAGAAGGCUUUGAAUGUUGAAUUCCAGUCUAGGAGAUUUGCUGAGUCUCCCAGGCAAGGCCUUCUCCCAAAGCCUGCCUUGGUUUCUUCAGAACGAAGGCCCAGAAGGUCUUCCUUGUAUUCUAUGGAACAGGAAGCUCUGAGGAAGAUCCAGCUAAACAUCAAGCAAAAGCACCUAACCAGCCUUUGGGGCCUUCCCACUGUAUACAGAGAGUCCAUGACUGAGAUGUUUGGAGGAGAUCCAGAGCGGCCCUGGCCUCAUAGGACCAUAGCAAUAAGAGCAUCAUCUAAGGUAUCCAUAUAUCAAAAGAAAGGGACAGCAUACUCCACAAUCUCAGAAGUAACAGGCCGUGAGUCCUCUAAGCGAGGGCCAGCUUUCAUCCCAAGAAAGGCCCAGGAUCUUCUGGAAAUGCAUGUCCAACGUAAGAAGCUGCAACAUCAGUGGGGUUUGCCAGUCACUGUUCAAAAAUCCCUUCGUGCAUUAGUUCCAGCUCCCCCAGAAGCAGAAAGGUCUUUUCUGAGACCGAGCCAUGCCGCCUCGUUCCCUCGGGAUGAAGUAACAUGGAGGACAAGUGUUUUUAAGAGCAUGCCCUUUGAUCCUGAAAUGACAAGGACCCUGGAGUCUCAUGUGAAGAGCCGGAGCACAUCACACAAGUGGCACCUUCCUUCACGGGUGCAGGACUCCCUGAAGGCCUUUCUGCCUCCUGCCUCAUUCCCCCAAGAUAAAAGGGCCAUUGCUCGAUCCCAGCUCCCCUGGCCCCUCGCCCAAUCCAGGAUAGGAGCCACCGCAAAGCCAAAGGAGACCGUCCGGCAAAGGACACCAUGUGCAACUGCACAACCCAGCCUUGGAAGGGUAACCUUUACUUGUUCCGAGGAGAAGCCCUCUUUCCUCACGGAAGAAGCCUGGAACCUUCUGGAGUUCCAUGUUGUGCACAAGAGGAUCCAGCAUGCCUGGGCCCUGCCGUCCUGUGUGGUGAGGUCCCUGCGCCAUUUUGCUCCAUUUCCACAUCUUCCAGAGAGAGAGGCAAAAAAAAGUACGAGCAAAACAAAGCCAUGGGAGAGGACAGAAGUGAAAGCCAUCCUCCAGAACUAUGUUUCCCUCAGCCCCAAGAGGAAGGACUUCUUGGAAGCUCAUGUGACAAGCAUGGUUGCAAAACACAGAUGGGAGAUUCCAAGGCAGAUGCAGAAGUCAACAAAAGGGUUUAUGCCUCCCAGACCCCCUUCCAGAUCCAAGCAGGAUCCAUCACUUCCUUUCACGUGGGAUAAGUCCAAAACUUUCCAAGUGGCAACAGAUGAUUCCCAAACAGAAGGUGAGAAGGAAUACACACCAAGAAAGGCCAAGUCUAGGAGGUCAAAGAGAAAGCAAGAUGCCUCCUCUCAAAGGACAAGACCCUUGAGCGAUAAAGGAUCUGCUUCCUUAAGACCUGAGGCAAAUCUGCCUUUCUUGUCGGCCAAGGCUAGAGAUUUUCUGGAGUUCCACAUUCUACACAAGAGAAUCCAACACACCUGGGGUCUUCCCUCCAAGGUGAUGCAGUCCCUGCAUAUGUUCUCCCCAAUUCCUCUCAAGAAGGAGAAAUUCGCCGGACACCGUGUGGCCAUGGCACGUUCACAGGAGAGAGAAGAAGUAAAGAUUGUGCCUUCAAGUCUCUCUUUCCUCAGCUCUAAAGCACAGGAGCGUUUGAGUGCCCACCUGAGGCAUACGAUCGCAGAACACAGGUGGGGCCUCCCGGAACGGGCUCAGAAGUCUGUGAAGGCAUUUCAGUCUCUAAGAGAUCCUCCUCGAUCUAGGAUUGAUUCACCACAUCCUCUCUUUUACUGCCAGUAUAAGUCCGUCAAGAGGGCUACGGAUGACUUCCAGUAUAAAGAUACAGAAGCGCUGCAAGAGAAAUUCCAUCAUAAAAGACAUCCAGCAACAGCUGCUUCUGGACAUGUUGAAGGAAGAACUUCCUCAAACAUCAGGGUGAACACUCAAUUUUUCAGCAUUGAGGUCUGGAACCUUCUGGAGUUCCACAUUCUACACAAGAGAAUCCAACACACCUGGGGUAUUCCUUCCAAGGUAAUGCAGUCCCUGCAUAUAUUCUCCCCAUUUCCUCAGAAAGAGAAGAAAUACGCAGAACAGAGUGUGGACAAGACGCGCAUACAGGAGAGAGGAGAAGUACGGGUAAUGGUUCCAAGUCUCUCUUUCCUCUGCUCUGAUACAGAAAGGCGCUUAGAUGUCCACCUGAGCCAUAAGGUUGCAGAGCACAAGUGGGGCCUUCCAAAACGGGCUCAGCAGUCCCUGCGUGCUUUUGCCCCACGUCCUCCCCAACCACAGGGAAGUGACAAAGCUAGAAGAGCACCACAAGCUACUUCUGGGAAUUUAGUGACAUCAGGAGAGGUUGGUGGUACUGUCCAGUUAUCAGAAUCAGCAGAAGACCUUCUGAUCCCACCUUGCCUCCUACAUUUUUUGAAUGCAGAAAUGCGGAAUAGCCUGAAAGAGCAUGUGAGUAAGUGGGUCAUGGAAUACAAAUGGUUACUUCCCAAGCAGAUUCAGGCCGUGUUGGAGGUUGUGCAUUCUCCUUCUCAUCAGAAAUCCUGCACGGAAGGAAGACAGCAUCAUUCCAAGAGAAAGGGAGAGUCACGGCCCCUUGUCCAAUCCAGGAAAGGAACCACCGUGAAGCAAAAGGAGACCACCCGGCAAAGGGCACGAGGAAGAGCUGCACAACCCGGCUCUGGAGGGGUAGCCUUCCAUUGUCCUGAGAAGAAGCCCUCUUUCCUCACGGAAGAAGCCUGGAACAGUCUGGAAUUCCAUGUUGCGCACAAGAGAAUCCAACAUACAUGGGGUCUUCCCUCCAAGGUGACACAGUCCUUGAAUGUGUUCUCUCCAUUUCGUCUCAAGAAGAAAGAGCACACAGGACAGAAUGUGGGCAAGGCACGCUCACAGGAGAGAGGAGAUGUGAAGAUUGUGACUCCGAAUCUCCAUUUCCUUUGUGCUGAAACACAAACGCGCCUGAAUUCUCAACUGAGCCGUAAGAUUGCGGAGCACAAGUGGGGCCUUACAGAACGGGCUCAGAAGUCCCUGAAGGCAUUUCAGCCUCCAAGAACAGAAACCUCUCAAGAAGAUGAUGAAGGAACAACUUGUGCCAGUGCUGAUACUGGUUAUGAACAAGGUUCUGCAAUGUCAGAUGCUUCAUUUCCAAUAGAUGCAGAAAAGAAAUGGAGCUCCAGUCCAGAAGAACAGAGCAUCUACCAGAUGGAGACAUUUGGUGAAAUAGGCCAGGACAGACGGGAGCUUGUUUGGCUGGGCGCUGAAGAGCCUUGCUUCUCUUCUGACACUGAAAGCACCCAAGUCAGAGCAAGCCAAGGUACAAGAGUCAGCUGGAAGACUGAGAAUGAAAUCUCCGAACCAAGCGAACUCCAGGAGAAAUCUGUCUUGGAUUUCCAUCUCAAGAGAACCUCUCAAGGGCAGUCUCAGCUUUCAUCUGGAACCUACAGCUCAUCUGAGAGCCGAUCCAGCUCUCUGGAUGUAAAAUACAAAACUCUAACAAGAGCUGGGAGCACAGCAUCAAUCUCUUACCUUUCCAAGAGAUCAGAAAAGAGUAACACAAGGAUCGAAGAAAUGGUGGAUGAUAGACACCACCCAGUUGGGCUGUGGCAACCACUUGGACCAUCGACAUCAAAAGACAUAAAAGACAUUGGGGAGACAGAACAAUCUGAUCAGGCCCCUGAGUGUUCUUGUUCGUGCCAGUCGUCAGCUUCCAGGAAAGACUCUGUCCUUUCUUUACCAUCAAGUGUAGAACAAACCUGGCAGUGGGAGCAGCAAGAGGAUAUCCAGGGAAAGGUUGAGUGGACAACGGCUUCCUCUUCUCUGCCAUCAAAGCCUCCCAGUCAGCAGAGUUCUCUUUCCUCCCUAGAAGAGGGCAGGAGGGCUCUUUGGCUUUCAGGGCAAGGCAGAGCAUCAAAGACCCCAUCCAGCUCCCUGCAGGUCGAAUGCACAACGAUGACCUUUGCAGAGAGAAAAGAAUCCAUAUCUUGGUUUUCCAAGAGGUCAGAAAGGAGUAACAAAAAGCCCUUUGAAGCCCAACAGGACAUGGCUUCCAAUCACGAAUACACAGAUCUUGUCCUCCUGCCACCUCCUCAUGUUGAGUCUCAGUCUUCCUAUGAGGAUUGCGUAGGGAGGAACUACCAGAGGGGAAGGAGCGAGAAGCGUGAACAACCAAGCACCCGGCAAAGACAAAGGAGAGGGAGCAGACUUCGGUGGAGCCGAGUGAGGGGGAAGGCAUCACCCUGCCAAAUCCUGGGAGACUUUGCCACAACUUUGGAGACAGGGCCCCCAGCAUCUCCUCCAGCCAGAGAACAAGCAGAAGGGUCCUGUGAAUCUGCUUCCAAAGAGAUAUGCUCUUCCAAGUCUCCCCAAGGUCCGGAAGGAAACAAGGUCUCCAUCCAGGAGCAACCGCUCCAAGGAGGCAUCCAAGCUUCUGAGGGAGAUGAAUUGGUCAAAAACAAGACAGAAAACCCUGAAGCCAGGACACCAAGUAAAAGAGGAGCUGGAAUUAUUGGGGGAAAGAAGGAGGAAGAGAUGCCACUGAGUCCAAGGGAAGAACAUCACUGUGGACUCCCUUUGUUUUGUGGGGAGCAAAGCAAACAAGAUCUCCUUGGAGGAAAACAAACAGAAAAGAGCACAUCUGAGGGACACGGAUCCAUCGCUGCCAUAGGUCCCAUUGAUGACCAAGUGGCCGUCAUUGCUGCAGCCCUGGAGAAGAAACUGAACCUUGGGGAAAAGCUAAUGAUAUGGCAAAAGUACUGUGAAUUUAAACGUCUGGAGGGCAAAGAAGCUAAAAAACCCGAGUACCGCCCUCAACUCACACACAGUUGGGGUGCCAAGGACCAGAAAGCCUCCAUCACGGCUGCAAAGCCAGAGAAGAAGAAGCCAAACUGUCCCGAGAGGAUGAGAAACUGGUGGAAGAGCCUGACAAUUUCAAGUCUGAAGACCAAAAGAUCUGGAACUUAGCAGAAAUAGGAGGAAGAACACUUUGUAAGACAUAUUUAAGAAUAUAGUAUUUUUAGUUUCUCCAUGGUAGGACUUCAUGUCAGGAUCUCUAUUCUUAGCCACAGGUGGCUCCAAUCUCCUCCUUCUCCACACUUUCCCCAACAUAGUUUAGAAAUUUCAUUAUUGGUCCUAUGUAGUUUGAGUGAAUAAUAAACUUAUCUAUGCAUAAUUGCAAAAGUCUUUGCUCUCAGUUGUGUUGAAAUUGAUUUGGAUUUUCCAAAGUGGGUCCCAUUGUUUCUCUUCUAUUUUAAACUCCAGAUUUGGUUCCCAUAACAAUCCAUGUAACGUUCCAAAUUUUACUUCCUGAAUUAUCCAACGUACUGUAUAUACUCGAGUAUAAGCCUAGUUUUUCAGCCCUUUUUUAGGGCUGAAAAAGCUCUCCUCAGCUUAUACUCGAAUGAGGGUCCUGGCUGGCUUCUAUUCAGUAUACAAGUAUUCAGAGUUGGACAGUCUUAUCUUAUUAAAGCCUUAUUAUUAUCUUAAAUUACAGUUUUAUAUAAAUAUUCAAAAACAUUUAACCUACUGAUGCCUCAAAUAAUGCAAUUUUAUUAAUAUCUAUUUUAUUUUUGAAAUUGACCCAUAGCUGCUGCAUUUCCCACCCUCGUCUUAUACUCGAGUCAAUAAGUUUUCCCAGUUUUUGUGGUAAAAUUAGGUGCCUUGGCUUAUAUUUGGGUUGGCUUAUACUCGAGUAUAUACGGGUAGUUUUGAAACUUGCCCUUUGGUUUGAUUUCAUUGAUCACUACAAAUUGAUUCAAAUAAUAUUAAAGCUCUCGGGGAGUGUGGGUGUCCUUUUCUGAUUAUAGUUAUCUGAAAUGUAUUUUAUUUCUAUUAAUUGAACCCGAGAUGAAUUAAUUGGCUUUAUUUAUUCAUUGUUCCACUUGAGUGGGUUUUCCUGAUAAAAAUAAAUCAUUCAUUGUAUACAUCCCUUUCUCUUCCCAUCCCUAAAACUGACUAUAUUUAUCUUCAGGUUUUAAAAAUGGGUGUUCUAAAACUGGGGAGAGCGGUUGAGGUUGAGAUUCAGUUAACCGCCAAAAAAGUGGACCGAGAGUCCAGUACAUGGUGCUACCCUGAAGAUCAGAGGCAACAGGAACAGAGGUUGGUUGCUUUCAGGCCUGAAAGGAUGUCUGAUACAGAGUCUGCACUCAAAAGGAUCAGACAUAAAGCAUGCAGUACAUGACGGCUGUUGGGAAUUGUGGGAGUUGAAGUCCGAAAGGGCCUAAGUUUGCCUAUGCUUGUUCUAGCCUCUUCACUUGUUCAAUGAGAACUUUUCAGCUGCUCCCUCUAAAUCCAAACCUUAUGACUUCUCUUUUUUUAUACAGUAACAUGAUUGAGAGAUGAAGGGAAUGCUGUGGAUAUAAUAUAUUAGUUAGAUCUAAGAUUCCCCAUGAACCGUCGGGUGUGCUUUCAAUGCAGUUUUCCUGCUUCUUGGCAGGAGGUUGGACUGGAUGGUCCACGAGGUCUCUUCCAACUCUAUGAGUCUAAGCUUCUAUGAUACCGACAAAGAAGCUAGUAAAAUAUUUAUUUAUUUAUUUUUCAAACUUAUAUGCCGCCACUCCCCUAGGGCUCGGGGCGGCUUACAAGAACCGGCUAAAACAACAAUUUAAAAACAUCUUAAAAACAUCUUUAAAACAUCUUUUUUAAAAAAUAUUAAGAACAUCCUAAAAGCACCUUUUAAAAUAUCAACAGAACUCAAAAGCCUGCCGAAACAGGUGUGUCUUACAUGCCCUGCGGAAGGCCGACAAGUCCCGCAAGGCACGAAAUUCAGGUGGGAAGGUGUUCCACAGAGAUGGUGCCACUACUGAAAAGGCUCUGCGUCUAGUUGCUGUUAGACGCAAGGUCUUAAAACUGGGAACUUCCAACAGGUCUUGGUCCUCAGAACGGAGGGAUCUCUGGGGUUUGUAGGGGGUGAGGCGGUCCCUCAGGUACAUCGGCCCUGGACCAUGUAAGGCCUUGAAGAUAAGCACCAUCACUUUGAAAGUGAUCCGGUGCUCAAUUGGUAAACAGUGCAGCUGCCGUAAGAUUGGUGUUAUGUGGCAUCUUAUCGGGACUCCCGCAAGGAGCCAGGCAGCUGCAUUUUGCACCAAUUUGAGCUUCCGGAUCACCGACACAGGAAGGCCAAUGUAAAGGGCGUUACAUUAAUCCAGUCUCGAGAUGACCGUAGCCUGGAUCACCGUAGCCAGGUUGUCCCUAGACAGAUAGGGGUCUGGCCGUCUAGCCUGCCGAAGAUGAAAAAAGGCGGUUUUGCUAACGGCAGAGACCUGGGCCUCCAUCGUCAGUGAAGGGUCCAAGAGGACUCCCAGAGGCAAUGCUGCUAUGAGGUGGACGGGGAACUGGUUGACUGGCUGAACCCAAAGGGGAUUUCUGUCCAUUGGCUUCUCCUUCCUCCUGGAGAGAAGUGACCAGUGGGCACCACAAGGGUCUGUCCUGAGCCUUUUGGGGCUAUUCAAUAUUUUAUCAGUGACUUGGAUAAUGUCAUAGAAGGCACACUGUUGUAGCCCAGCCUGCUCCUGAGCUGCCAGGGGAGCCUGAGGUUGGGCCUAUUCAGCCUGCGAUUGUCCCUGAUCCUGACUCUGUGAUGGUUCCUGCACCUGACUUCUGGGUUUGGGCCUGAGGUUCCUAUGCAGCUAGAGUUGGGGAAACUGCUGUCCCAGGCCAGUCAGAGUUUGGCUUGGAGAAUGCUGGAAACAGGCAGACAAUGGUUUCAAGCCAGCAACUUCAAUUGCAUUCCUUGAAGGAGUCAAGGUCGGGCUUUCCUUUGCCAGAUGGGCAUUCUAGUGAGGAUUCUAGUUGUGAUAAAGCUGCUAAUGGGCUUGACAGAAAGAAAGCAAUUUAUCAGCAGAGAAGAGAAAGGGAGGGUUUUCGCCGCAGCCGGAGACUGUUAUUGGGAAAGAAUAACGAGCAGACUUCCCGCGGAAAGAGGCCUUGAGUUUACCUUUAAGAGGAACUGUGUUCUGUGAGAAAUUCAGAGGUGGUAACUUUGCUCGAGUUAGAGAUCCCUGCUUUAUGCUCCAUGUUCCUGUAAACUUUCAUGUCAAUUCAUGCAGCCUUGUGCCUUGAGUCUUGUUCCAGUCUUGUCUUUGGUUUUGGAGAUUUUUGAAUGUCCAGUUAGUGUUCCAGCAGUUUGCAGUUGGAUUACUGCUCCAGUCAAGAUCCUGCCUUGUGUUCCAGCAUUUAUUCUGUUCUUUGGACUAAUCUUGGAGAUUUGUUUCCUACGCUCUGGUUUGCCUUAGAUUAAUUUUGAUACCUUGUUUGGAUUAGUUUUGAUAUCCUGUUUGGAUAUUCUGUGUGACUUUUAUAGACUUCAAGAUUCUCAAGUAUUUUGUACCUUGUGAAUUUAAACCUUAUUUCAUUGACUUUGGACAUCAAUUUGCUAUUACUUGCAUAUAAUCUUCAAUAAACAGCUUGCUUUGCUUAUA
Anolis carolinensis (green anole) is the source of this 15193-nucleotide messenger RNA. It is a transcript of the gene spata31f1, whose product is annotated as SPATA31 subfamily F member 1. The transcript has 4 exons. Lineage: Eukaryota; Metazoa; Chordata; Lepidosauria; Squamata; Anolidae. The coding region runs from base 3615 to 11738 and encodes 2707 amino acids. The record is from RefSeq and is a predicted model, not a curated record.